AGGCGCCUGCGCAGAUAAGGUGUGCUCGUCUGCGCCCCGCCCCGCCUCUUCCAAGCCACGCCCGCCCAGUUACGAACGAGCCCUGAGAGACAGCGCCUGCGCGGUCGUGGCCAAGCAGGCUGUGGCGGUAGCGGCGAUGGAACCAGCGGAGCAGCUGAACGAGUUAGUGUCAGCCGAGGGCCGAAACCGGAAGGCGGUGCUGUGCCAGCGUUGCGGCUCCCGGGUGCUGCAGCCAGGGACCGCUCUUUUCUCCCGCCGGCAGCUUUUCCUUCCCUCCAUGAGAAAGAAGCCAUCUUUGGCUGAAGGCAGCAAUCCUGAAGGCGAUCUCCUCCAGGAGCACUGGCUGGUUGAUGAUAUGUUCAUCUUUGAGAACGUGGGCUUCACCAAGGAUGUGGGCAACAUCAAGUUUCUUGUCUGCGCAGACUGUGAAAUUGGACCAAUUGGCUGGCAUUGCCUUGAUGACAAGAACAGUUUCUACGUGGCCUUGGAACGGGUUUCCCAUGAGUAAAACUGAAGGGAGGGGGACUCAGCUCCACCCUCAAAUACAAAGCUAAUCCCCAUAAGAACUGGCAUUUAAACUGGUAUAACUGUCUGCUGCAUUCUUCUCUGUGCUAAUAUAAAUGAUGAAUACCAGCAUGUCCACUUGAACAUGCAGAGGGUUAAUCCUGCUUCCUAAAGCCUGGAGGACAUACCUCUUGCUUAGUUCACUUUGUACCACAACAUUUUCCAAUCUCCCUUUUCUCCCAGUUGUGAGACACUGUUGUACCUUCACCAAUCCAGUCUCAUCCCUGGCAUUCUGCCUAGGCUCUGUUUUCUCUGAGGGGCUCCCUUUUAUCUUGCUCUGGAAGAGCAGUAUUCAAACUUUUGACCAUGAUGAUGCACGAUGGAAGAUGCUUAUGUGCUGAUAGUUGAAACUCCAUCUUCCCCUCUCCUUCAAGCAUACGAAUAUCUGAGAGUGACUGUUGUAUGGCUAACCUUGUUAUCUGCAGUAAUUUUCAAAGCAUUUACAAAUUUCGGUAUUUAACCCAGUAAUCAGAAACACAUUACUUUGAACACAUCUCUAAUACAAUGUUUGGGAACC
Carlito syrichta (Philippine tarsier) is the source of this 1081-nucleotide messenger RNA. It is a transcript of the gene RABIF, whose product is annotated as RAB interacting factor. Gene Ontology annotation, molecular function: zinc ion binding; guanyl-nucleotide exchange factor activity. Gene Ontology annotation, cellular component: cytosol; membrane. The record is from RefSeq and is a predicted model, not a curated record. The transcript has 2 exons. Bases 137 to 508 code for a protein of 123 amino acids. NCBI's taxonomy places the organism in Eukaryota, Metazoa, Chordata, Mammalia, Primates, Tarsiidae. Gene Ontology annotation, biological process: small GTPase-mediated signal transduction; post-Golgi vesicle-mediated transport.